Messenger RNA from Brienomyrus brachyistius, 1954 nucleotides. Its product is annotated as ADP-ribosylation factor-like protein 4C. The transcript has a single exon. Gene Ontology annotation, biological process: intracellular protein transport; endocytic recycling. Lineage: Eukaryota; Metazoa; Chordata; Actinopteri; Osteoglossiformes; Mormyridae. Gene Ontology annotation, molecular function: GTPase activity; GTP binding. The record is from RefSeq and is a predicted model, not a curated record. Bases 621 to 1199 code for a protein of 192 amino acids. Gene Ontology annotation, cellular component: cytoplasm.
UUUCCUACCCGAGCGGAUAGUAUCUCACAGUCAGUGCGCUUUACGCUGUGACUGGAAGAAGGGCAGCUGUCGGUCCGCUGACGGACGUAUACCUCCUUUUUCUUCUACGUCAAUUUAAGUAUAGAUAGUAUUCUUUUUUAAAUAUUUGUAGGCUAUAUAUUUUUCUUUUUUAGGUGAGGGAUUAACCGCAGAGGGAAAACGUUUGUCGGUGCAAGAACGUGGACGCGUUUUGGUUUUAUUGCAAUCUUGAUACCCAGCGACAAAUCUGCGGUUUCCCUGGAGCAACACAAGGCUGGUGUGAAGCCGUAAAUAUCUGGGAUACAUUUAUCUGUGGUCGGGGAAAUGCAACGUUGUCCCCGACCAGUGUUUUAAAUGGGGACGCCGGCGCGAGCCGCACCGCUGGAAUCACGCCGAUGUGGAGCGAUCUCUAUGCCUGCAGAAGGUGACCACUGAGCAGUGCGGUGCCAUCACGACAUUCAGGUGGGGCUUGAAGCCUCCUUUUUCUACGGGUAUCUUUAUUCACGUUUUUUGUCACACCAUAUUUUGUCUUCUGAAAUCCCAAUAACAACUAAUGUGUUGUCAUUGCUUUUUUGAGUAACCCAUUAAAAAACGCACUGAAAAUGGGAAACGGCUUUUCCAACAUCGCAGGCUUUCAGUCUCUCCAUAUUGUCAUGUUGGGUCUGGACUCUGCCGGCAAAACCACGGUUCUGUACCGCUUGAAAUUUAAUGAGUUCGUCAACACUGUGCCCACAAUCGGCUUCAACACCGAAAAGAUCAAGCUUAGCAACUGCAGCGCCAAGGGCAUCAGCUGUCACUUCUGGGACGUGGGGGGGCAGGAAAAGCUGCGGCCCCUCUGGAAGUCCUACAGCCGCUGUACGGAUGGCAUCAUCUAUGUGGUGGACUCGGUGGACGUAGACAGGCUGGAGGAGGCCAAGACCGAGCUGCACAAAGUCACCAAAUUCUCGGAGAACCAAGGAACCCCGGUGCUGGUGAUCGCCAACAAGCAGGACCUUCCCAGAUCGCUUCCGGUGGCCGACAUCGAGAAGCAGCUGGCGCUCCAUGAACUCACACCGGCCACUACCUACCACGUCCAACCGGCCUGUGCCAUCAUCGGGGAGGGUCUAUACGAGGGCAUGGACAAACUAUACGAAAUGAUUGUGAAACGGAGAAAAUCGCUGAAACAGAAAAAGAAACGAUAGCGAAAAGCGGAGGAUUCGCGUUUUAGAUGUGUGUUUGCGGUGUCUCAUUGGUGCCGCUGAAACUCUACUUAUUUGGAAGGGAUUUCUGUUUCCUUUGGGUUGAAGUUCAAGGAACCUGUUGUGAAGCUUCCGAGCAAUAUGUGUUGCACGUAUUGUUAUACUAAAACGGGUGCUGGAUUGUUUUAACUAAAACUUGCGCUGGUUUAGGAGCAAAAUCAGAAGUUUAAGAACUGGCUGGUCCCAGUUUUUGCUGCUUCUUCGUGGAUUUUAAAUGUAGCUUGACAAUUUUAUCUCGACACAAAGCACUGUGACUACUGCUGGAAGUGUAUUGAGUUUCUGGUCCUUUGAACUAAAUACAUUUAUUGCAAUGACUUUGCACGCAAUGUGAAUGCACGUCAUGCAUACCGAAGUCGACUUUGUCAAUUGAAAUGUCUGAUUUUUAGUUUUACAGUAAUAAAUCGGAAAUUAAAGACCGGCACUUGUUCCAGGUAAUAGGCUAGAUGAUUCUGCAGUUAUGAGAUGGGUUCACCUUGACGAUAAUAUGUUGUCAUUAUGAACAUUAACAAAGUUUAGUAUAGUGCGUACUCACCAGAAAGACGGCUUGCCUGUAGUAAUAUAGGUAACAAUUGCAAACGAAAUUUUUUAAACAAAAUAUAUAAAGCUAUGACACUGUAUAGUAACGCAAGACUGAUGUACAGUAGAAGCCAAAACAAUUCUGAAGUAUUUUUGAUUAAAAAUUAUUCAAAUUAACUCGA